CCUUGUUUCCCGCAAACGCACACAGCGAACGCAACUCUAACUUCCCUGUGUACAACCACCACCAAGUGCGCAUGCUAUCGGCGAAUGGCCGCUACAAACUUCGCAGCUCCGGCGAUUCUUAGGAGAGCAGUUGAGACGACUUGGUUCCCUCGUCCCCUCUACAGUGAGAAGCUUCGUUUUCCUGGAAUCCUUCGUUCUGUUCCUUUUAUAGGAACUCCUCAGAUUUCUUCAGUUAAGGGAAUAUGUGAUGCGGCACAUGCUGUAAAGGGAGAUGCUGAUGCUCUACUGAAAGGGGUUGUGGGUGACAAGAAUUCUAUCGAGGCUGUGAAGCAAAUUCUUGAAAUGGCAAAACGGGCAUCUACAAGAAGAGAAGUUCUCUACACAGAUUUCCUUACUCCACCCAUACUAAAAGAGUCAAUGCUUUUGCUGGAAAAAUUAGCAGAUAUCAAAGGUGUACCUCAAGGAGGAUAUCCACAGGCUGAACGUUGCCGACUCUCAGUUGGACAUUUUGAAGUAAUGACAAGUCCUCCAGAUAUAGUUGCUGCACUGAGUAUCACAGGAAACUUUGGAUUUCAACCUUGUUCUCAUGGUGACUUCCUUGGCACAAUUCUUGGUACAGGGAUUGCAAGGGAGAAGCUUGGGGAUAUUCUCUUGCAGGGUGAAAAAGGGGCUCAGGUUCUUAUUGUUCCAGAACUUGUGGACUUUAUGGUGUCAUCAUUGGACAAGGUUGGUAAUGUUCCAGUCUCUUGUGAAAAGAUACCAUUGCUUGCUCUAGACUAUGAACCACCAAGGACAAAAUCAUUUAAAACAAUUGAAGCAUCAUUGCGGGUUGAUGCACUUGCUAGUGCUGGAUUUAAGAUUUCACGAUCAAAACUAGUUAACUUGAUAAGUAAUGGAGAUGUGCGUGUCAACUGGAGUCCUGUAAUAAAGAACGGAACCACACUCAAGACUGGAGACAUUGUUUCUGUCAGUGGAAAGGGAAGGUUGAAGAUUGGCGAGAUAAACACAACCAAGAAAGGAAAGUUUGCUGUUCAACUCAUUCGAUAUUUAUAAAUGUGCGUUAAAUCUUCAGUCAAUUAUAGUUACCCCAGGUAGUAAUUUUUGUUUCCUGUUCGUUGUAAAAAAAAAAAAAAAAAAAAAAAGGAUUUCUCUGAAUACCUUAUUCAUGGAAUUUGUAUUCUAUAAUGAGCUUGUCGUGGAAAGAUUGGUUACAAGGGAUUCAAAUUUUGUUCUGCUUGAGUCAACAUUAUGAAGGCAGGCAAUUUCUGCAGUGAA
This is a messenger RNA of Nelumbo nucifera (sacred lotus), 1275 nucleotides long. RefSeq names its product RNA-binding S4 domain-containing protein. NCBI's taxonomy places the organism in Eukaryota, Viridiplantae, Streptophyta, Magnoliopsida, Proteales, Nelumbonaceae. Gene Ontology annotation, molecular function: RNA binding. The record is from RefSeq and is a predicted model, not a curated record.